AUGACACAUUUAAAAAUUCAAGAGAAACCUCUUCCAUGUAAUCAUCCAUCAUUAGCUACUGUUUACAAUAUCUUUGGAAUAGAAAAGUCACUUCCAUCUAAUCGUCUAUAUUUCGUUACUACCAAAACUAAUGUUAGUUUAACAUAUCAGUUAGUAAAUGAUGAUUCGAUUGCAUUAUUACUUUACGAUAAGACAUUUGAUAUGCAGUUAAAAUUUUAUCCAUUUGAUCAUCUACAGAUAGCUGUUAUUCAGAAUAAUAUUGAUCAAGUAAGUCGACUGAGAAGAAACUAUUUUGGUGCAUUAUUAUAA
Messenger RNA from Rotaria sordida, 309 nucleotides. The record is from the annotation of a GenBank genome assembly. NCBI's taxonomy places the organism in Eukaryota, Metazoa, Rotifera, Eurotatoria, Philodinida, Philodinidae.